This is a messenger RNA of Eremomyces bilateralis CBS 781.70, 1149 nucleotides long. Its product is annotated as Lumazine-binding protein. Gene Ontology annotation, biological process: riboflavin biosynthetic process. The transcript has 4 exons. Gene Ontology annotation, molecular function: riboflavin synthase activity. The coding region runs from base 1 to 1149 and encodes 382 amino acids. The record is from RefSeq and is a predicted model, not a curated record. NCBI's taxonomy places the organism in Eukaryota, Fungi, Ascomycota, Dothideomycetes, Eremomycetales, Eremomycetaceae.
AUGUUUACGGGAAUCGUAGAAGUCGUCGGGAUCGCCACGGUUUUGCUGACCUCCAAAGCCGUGUCCAAGCUCGAGGAGCUGGACAAAACCUCCAGCGGCGGCAGCGGCACCUCGCUGACUAUCUCCAAUGCCGAGGAGAUCCUAGGCGACUGCCAUCUCGGCGACAGCAUCUCCAUCAACGGCACAUGCCUCACCGUCACGGAAUUCGACAAGUCUAGCUUCAAGGUCGGCGUCGCCCCCGAGACCCUCCGCCGCACCAACCUCGGCGAUCUAAAAGCUAACUCCGGCGUCAACCUCGAGCGCGCUGUCUCCGCGCACACGCGGAUGGGCGGGCACUUCGUCCAAGGGCACGUCGACACGGUCGCCACGAUCCUCUCCGUGACGCCUGACGGCAACGCGCUGACCUUCCGCCUCCAGCCGCGCGACCCCUCGGUGCUGCGCUACAUCGUGGAGAAAGGGUUCAUCACGCUGGAUGGGGCGAGCUUGACGGUGACCAAGGUGGAGGAUGGGUUAGAGGGGUGGUGGGAGGUGAUGUUGAUCGCGUAUACGCAGGAGAAGGUGGUGAUGGGAAAGAAGGGGGUGGGGGAGGGGGUCAAUGUGGAGGUGGAUAUGGUGGGGAAGUAUGUUGAGAAGAGCGUGGGGGCGUAUUUUGAGGGUGUGGGGGUUGGGGGGGAGGCAGCGGUGUUGGAGAAAAUGGUGGGGAGGAUUGUGGAGGCGAGGUUGGCGGGGAGCAUAGCGCAUAACAGAAACACGUAUCAACCCAGAGAUCAAUGUUUCUACCUCUGUCCCUCGUCAUCCCUCCUUCAUGACUCCUCGAUACCCUCGAAACUGACGAUCUCAACAGUCCUUCUCGACUCCUCCUCCCGCUUGUGUGGGAUCUGCGUGGUAUUCUUCCACUGGGGUACUGGGGUUUCCAAUACCGGUAACGGUGGUAAGGAGGACGUAGAGGUGGGGAUCUCGACGAUCGUUGUGAAUGUCGACGCCUGUCUCCAGUGCUCGUCGUCCAACGCGGGUGUGGGGGUCGCUGAUGGGGUUGCCGACGAACUCGAUGUUGAUGAAACCGGUGACGACGGACCCGGCGAUGAUGAAUCCGGUAGCGAUGCAGCUGGCGUCGGCAGGCUCGAUGUGCCCCAGUUCUUCACCUCGUAG